AUGGCAUUGUGCGAUUCAAACUAUUGUUUUGUAUGGGUCGACAUUGGAGGUUAUGGUAAAGAUAGUGACUCAGGGUUAUAUAAAGAAUCUACGUUGUAUAAAAAAUUAACUGAAAAGAAAUUAGAUAUUCCUGAUCCCAAGCCUCUUAUAAUUGAUAAUGAAGAUACAAAAGUCCCAUUCGUAAUUGUAGCUGACGAAGCAUUUGGUAUGACAGAAAAUUUAAUGAGACCUUAUGGUGGCAAAAUGUUAUCCUAUGAAAAAAAAAUUUUUAAUUAUCGGUUAACGUUGGCACGUCGAUAUGUAGAAUGCACAUUUGGGAUUAUGUGUAGUAAGUGGCGAAUAUUACAUAGACCGCUAGAUGUAAAGAUUGACUUUGCUGAAGUUAUUGUUAAAGCCAUAUGCACUUUACAUAACUAUGUUAGAGUGAGGGAUGGUUUUAAUUAUGAAGAUACACUAUACACACCACCAUUAUCAAAUCUCAGUUCAACCUAUACUGGCCGUCAUGUACGUGAUGCUGAUAUGAUUCGAAACAAAUUUACCAACUACUUUACAAAUGAAGGGAAGUUAGAGUGGCAAGACAAAAUGAUUUGA
Messenger RNA from Macrosiphum euphorbiae (potato aphid), 591 nucleotides. The record is from the annotation of a GenBank genome assembly. NCBI's taxonomy places the organism in Eukaryota, Metazoa, Arthropoda, Insecta, Hemiptera, Aphididae.